ACAGCCAGGAGGCGGGUCCCGGAGAAAAGGUAUAAAGUGGCUGCGGGCGGCCGAGGGGCGCCAGCUGCAGAGUCUCCUGGAGGAGACGCGGCCGCGGGCAAGCAGGGGGUCUCCACGGACGCCGGCCUGGCUCGCGCGGCCCUUCCGGCGCUGCGCCCGCACGGUCUCCCCCGCCGCCCAGGGCCCGGGGCCGAGAUGGAGACGGUGCAGGAGCUGGUUCCUCUGGCCAAGGAGAUGAUGGCCCACAAGUCCGGCCGGAAGCUGGUGAAGCUGUACGUGCUGGGCAGCGUGCUGGCCUUACUCGGCGUGGUGCUCGGCCUAGUGGAGACCUUGUGCAGCCCCUUCUCGGCCGCCAGCAGCCAGCAGGACCGGGAGGCCGCCCGGGAGCGGAAGGCCCUGAGGUCGCGGGCCCUGCUGGAGCAAGGCAAGCGGCUGGAGGCUGCCCUGUGCGGCCGGGCCCUCUCCAACCGGCAGCACGCCUCCUAGGACCCGGGAGGCCGGCGGAGGGAGGGGGAGAGACGGGUAGACAGACAGACCGGGCUACAGAGAGAGCCAGCGAGCGCUGGGGUCAGUCUCAGUGGGAGAAAACGAGUUCUGUGCUGUUCGGACUUAACUUCUGAGAAGCCCCCCACUUCUAGAACCGAACUACGGCAUAGAUCCACCAAGAGUUUGGGGUUGAGUUUUGCUGCCGUGCAGCACUGCAGAAGGAGGACAUGUCCAACACUAUGUACCUUUGAGCUAUCUGAGUGCAUCUACUAUUUUGCACGAGAGCUGAAGAAGAAAUGGUUUUUAUAAUAUUAUCAUCAUUAUUACAAUGACUACCAUUUUGCAUUUUGAAAUAAAAAUCGUUUUAUACUAUA
This is a messenger RNA of Manis pentadactyla (Chinese pangolin), 860 nucleotides long. It is a transcript of the gene G0S2, whose product is annotated as G0/G1 switch 2. Gene Ontology annotation, cellular component: mitochondrion. The record is from RefSeq and is a predicted model, not a curated record. Bases 196 to 486 code for a protein of 96 amino acids. Gene Ontology annotation, biological process: positive regulation of extrinsic apoptotic signaling pathway. NCBI's taxonomy places the organism in Eukaryota, Metazoa, Chordata, Mammalia, Pholidota, Manidae. The transcript is spliced from 2 exons.